Amoebophrya sp. A120 is the source of this 6699-nucleotide messenger RNA. NCBI's taxonomy places the organism in Eukaryota, Dinophyceae, Syndiniales, Amoebophryaceae. The record is from the annotation of a GenBank genome assembly.
GAUUUCCCAAGCGCAUUUAUUUUCCUCUUUCCCUGAUGUGUGAUGUAGCUUUUAGCUUUACGUUUACACCAACACCUUGCAAGCAUUGGUUUUUUUCUCUGUAGUCUCCUGUCUUGUGCGCCGCCGGCGCUUGAGGAGCGAGUAGUUUUUCUACUCCGAUAGAAUUCAGAUCGUAGCGCCCCCUGCAAGGCGCAGUUUUGUAUGUAGUGAGGUCACCGAACGGUUCUAACCGGGGAGUUUUUUUGACACCCAGACAGCAAAACGACCGGCAGUUUUCAAGCGGGCGAAAGUGUUUUUUGACGAAAAAAAUUUGCACUUAUCAAGCGGCCGGGGCUUUGUUGUCAAACAAGCCCGGUCGAAAACUAUCGAUUCGCACUUGAUAAAACGACGCAGGGGAGCCGGCAAAAGGGGCGCCCUUCUGAGGCGCCCACCGCCUUGAUUUCUGGCGAUUUGGGGCGCCCAAAAAGGGGCGCGCAAAAAACGCGCCCAAAAUCAGAACAGCGAAACAGCAUGGCACGGCCGCGAUUUCGGAGCAUUUUGGGCGGCCGCGAAAGCGGCCGCCUUUUCGCCGGUUUUAGAGCCUGGGAAGCUUUGCAAAAAGCGCUGGCGAGAAAUAUAAAAACGCAAAAAAGAAAAAGCGCGCCAGACGCGCAAAGCCAAUCCGCAUGCUAUGGGCCCGAUUUUUCCUCGCUUUUUGGGCGCCCCCCGUGGCGCCAGGAUCGGCCUCAUAGCAUGUGGGCUGGCUUUCGGAAAGGAAUUUCGAAAAUCUGCCAAAAUUUGCGACGCUUAUCAGGCGGCCGCCAUACCGUGGGGCCCAACGUUACUCACGGCGGUAUGGCGGGCCCAGAAAAAUCAAAGCCGCGGCCAAGGCGACGGCCGGCAAGAAAACGCCCACGACCUCACUACCUCCGCCUCGGCGGCUAUACUUGGUAGUUUUCAAUUUCACCUCAUCUCAGUCAUGUUUCCAUACCUGUGCUUAGGUUCUUGUUUACCACUUGCUGCAGAAUCUUCUAGAUGAUCGUCGAGACUGCACGGAAACAAGUCAUUUGAAGCUCCCCGUCGUGAAAGUGAAAGUCAUUUGAUUCUGAUGUGACGAGAGAUAUUUAUUAGAACCAACAUUUCCAGUAAGCACGAAAAAACAUACAAUGCCGGUCAUCGUCCACACACUGGUGGACGCCGCGCCGGCGACGGACACAACCGGUCGCCAGUCCUCCGCGACGACUAUGGAAGCGUCAGGAUUGAAAUGGACAAAGUUGAAGUAAGUUCUCAUGCAUGAGUUGCAAGGCAUGAAAUGCCUCUCUUGCAGGGAUGGCGAGUGAGGCCCACUGUCGUCCUGUUUGGGGUCUGCAAUAGGGAUGUUAAAGUAGCAUGACAAAAGACGCCUUCUGUCCCUUAACAGCAUGACAAAUUGGAUUUACUUCGUGCCGAGAUUUGUCAUGCACCGCUUACAAAUUGGGCUUCCAACCGGUAUCGAUUUUAUGCAUUACAAGUUACCAGCCAUGCCCCGGCUGACGCCGGGCCGCAAGGCUGUUGGGGCGGGGCAGGACUAUUUGCGGAUCGGGCCACAAUGCCACAGGCCUAAUAUGCAUAAUGAAACACACUGGAGUCCUGCCGCCUGUUUGCGCGGCGCCAACCCGCGGGACCACUUGCGCGCUUCCCGCGCCUGUGGGCGCUCUGCGCAGGGAGCAGCUGCAAAGGACACCGGGGGCGAACAGAAGCCGCCCGGCGCGGGAGGGUGGCGCGAGAGGGUUGCGCGAGAGGGUGCGCGAGAGGGUGGCGCGAGAGGGUGCGCGAGAGGGUUCGGGCCUAUGCAUGAAAAGGCCACAAAAGAAUCAUCCUCGUGCCGGGCGGAUUCGGGUUUUUCUACCCCUCUCGCAGACCCUCUUUUUGACCUCUCCCGGGAGGUGUUGCUAAUAAUCCGGCUAUACUCGCCGGUAGAGGUCUACAGAGGUGGCCGAGAGGUGGCCCAGAGGGUGCGCGAGAGGUUCGCCCUUAUUCGCGCAACCUCUCGGCACCUCUGCCCCCCUCUCGCUUACCCUCUCCCGACCCUCUCGGCCACCUCCGUCCCCCAUAGGCGCGGCUUUAGGGUGAACGGUUCGGCUGGCUAUACCCGCGCCACCUCUCGGCCACCCCCUCGAAUGACCUCCCGCGCCACCUCUCCACCUCUGUCGACCUCUUUUGACCUCUUUUUGACCUCUCGGCCACCUCCCUUCGACCCUCUGUAGACCUCUUUUUUCGCAUGAAUAUAAUAGAUAGUAAUAAUUUCAACUUCGUCAAUUUCAAUCCUGACACUGCCAUAGUGACCCUGCCCGCCUUACACGGCAUCCAGCUGCCAUGGAUUGUCUCCGAGGAAGACGCGAGAAACGCCGCGGAGGCGCUCGGGUUGCAGUUUUCCAAAGACGAGAAGACAAACCCCGACGGGCUGUAUUAUGAGAUGAGAAGGUAUAUGAAGAGGAUAAAAUGAGAACAAUGAGAAAUAAGACAAAGCAUAGAUCACGUGAGAACAGUUUUUAUUUGAGUUCGUUCUACUUGCUCUCCAUUACCAUUGAUCAUAGAUGUGAUACGCGUGCGUAAACAAACACAAACUCAUCAAAGUACUAUGCUUGCACAACUCAACAUAAUCCAUGUCCAAACCAGGCCCGAUGGUACCGUAGUCGCGACCCUGAGCAAGAUGGGCUACCAGAAAUACUGUACUGCGUUGACGGCGCCGGCAUUGCUGGAGCGAGCCACGUAUCCUGUGCAAAAGUAUCGUACUCGUAGUAAUCGCAGUCAUGCAUUACAAAUCUUCAUGCCAAGGUAAAACAGCAUUACAAAUUCCAUUUGUCAUGCUGAGCUAAUUUGUCAUGCGAUUUCUACUAGUACGAUACUUUUGCAGUUCAUACCACGUCUCGUCCACCUGAAUCGACCUCAACGAGCGUCGAUCAGAACAACAACCCGGCGUUUCUGAAGUUUUUCAUCGAGCUGAUGAACGCGAAAUUUCUGAACUUUCUACAAAACGAGGAGGAAACGAAGCUGGAAAAGAUGCGGCACGAGACAAAUCUGGCGAACUUCUUGAUCGAAAACCAAUGGCGCUGGAAGGGAACAACUUCUGGAACUGACAACUACACUGCUCCCCACACAGCAUCUUCAAGUUGUAGCAACACAGCCCGGUGGUCAAAGAAACCUCCACCCCCACCUCCGCUCAGUGUGAUUGCCGCGGCGACCACGACGUCACCGAUUGGAGGUGGUUCCCGAGGACGUGGUAGCAAAAAUAAAGGCAGCUUUCAGCUCGAUGAACAAGGACAAGAGCAGCAAAACAGAAGUUGUUCAUCGGUUGAUCUACAUGAUAUUAACUAUGAUACCUCCAAGAGCCCGAAGUUGCAGAAUCCGCUUGGGUUUGACAAGCCGUUGGAUGCGCCGAGAAUCACCAUUCAGGAUGUGGAAGAACAGUUGCGAGCCCAGGGCGUGCAGGAUGGGGAGGUUGGAACUACUGGAUCGUCGACUACGAAAGGGGGGGAAGUAGAACAGGAGGGCAGGAAGAAGACCAAGGAAGAGGUGGAGAUGAAUAAGGACGAGGCCGCGGUACUUUUAUAGGCGAAUUUGAUGUAGGUUGUAUACUAGUUGUGGACAUAUUAGCUUUGUACUACAAGUCUUGCGGGUUGCAGAUUUCGAGUACAGUGAUUUGCGUCAUUUAGGAUUUUUCCACCCACAUCAACAUUAAUAAUGACCACAUCUUCGAGGACUUGUAUUCAAAUCUCAGGUCCGCUCCCGCAACCCCUUUGCCGACAUGCCGAUCGAGUCCGACGAAGAGAACUCCCGGAGGAGAAGUAAGGAAAACAACAGGGCAGGGAGUCCGUCAAAUGUAGGGAAUGCCACAUCGAAACGGCGAAAACUCGACGUGCUGCCCGGAAGCCGCAACGACGACCCAGGCCCAGCACCAUCUUCGAAAACAAAUACAAACAAGCACAAAGAUCUCGACAACCUUGGAGGUCCUACACUGUCCAAAAAAUCCUCCCCGCAGGCUUCGGAAGAGGAGCUGGAGCAGCGCAAUAUCCAAUGCAAAUAUGUCUAGGUCUGGAAGGUUGCAACUUGUGAUGCUGUCUUUGGAUUCUAAAAAAAUCUGUAUUGCAUGACCAGCAAGACGAGGCGCCCAGGUUGCAGUACGCGGAGAGCAGGGCAUUUCUCAUGCGGAAUACGCAUGAUCCGGAAGCCUCCUAGAUAUCUGUGAUGCUAGGUCAUGCAUUACAGGCAUGGUGGGUCGUCAUGCAAAACAUGCAUGACAAACCGGGAAAUGGAAAUCUUCCAGACCCAGACAUAUUUGCAGUUCAUACGCAGGAAGCAAAACCCAUUCGCCAUGGACGAGCCGGAUUUUAACGACGAUCUGGAUGAAGACGAGUAUUCGCUAUCUUUCUCGAAAUCGGUGGCAGGAGGACUUCCAGAGGACGACGAUCGCGUGAUCGAGGAGGAAAAUAAUUUGUCCGAUCGGGAUGAAAGAGAGGUGGUCGAUCAUUACGAUUCGGACAACUACUCCGAUGGAGAUCAUGAUGAUGAUAAGGACGUCGAGCAGCUUUUGGACGACGUUAUCGCGGAGGUACAAGAUGUAAAUGAACGCGAAGAUGAUGAUGAAAAGAAAGACGCAGGGACUACUACAACUUCUGGUGCAGUCAAGACCUCCGGUCAAAACCAUCAAGCCAAGAACCACAGCACAAAUUCAACCAAAAAAAACCCAAAUAGUAGCCGGCCUAAUAACAAGGACAGGAAGAAGCAACGUUGGAAGGAUCUGAAGGAAAAAAAGCGCAAGGAGAGGGCGGCACGAGAACAAAGAGAAGGCAGAGGAAACAGAGGCAUGAUGAACAAGGACGAGAAUCUUCAAAAUGCAAAUGCGUCAUCCUCGGCGGGUGCGAUGAAGCUGCACAAGGAACAGAACCAGGACCGUGGGGGAGCGAGGCGCGAUCUUCAUAGGGCGGGCGACAGGAAGGACGUCACAUACGACGAUCUUCAGCGUAGUUCUGCAAAUGCAAAAGGACAUAUCCACAGAAAAAAAAACCAUCCCCAUUCAUUUUUUGCAUGACAAACACAGGACUUCAUGUAUGUUUCUUUUGCGUGCCAAUAUUUGAUGAAAAUGAAUCUUUUUUUGUGGAUAGAAAGCGAGGCUGACGUACUUCCUGUGCGGAAAGGUAAUGAUAAGCCGGAUAGAAGGGGAGGUGGAGACCACCAGAACAACAGGCGUGGCGGGCGGGAUCACCCCGCUCGGGAUCAAAGGGAGCCCCCGCGGGACCUCCGCGACAGAAACAAUAAUCGUGGCCGGAACGACACGGCUGACAUCAACGACCGGAGCAAGAAUCAUGAAGGGCGGAACACCUCAGAUCACAACAAGCACCACACGAAAGAACAAAGGGCGGAACAACAAAAUCGAAAUGCAGCCCAGGGGCGAAACUACACUGGUGGUAACCACGCUCACGCGAACACGACCAACACAAACACCCGGAGGAACAACGACCAACAAAACAGAAACGACAAGCAUCAAAAGCAGGAACAACAGCAGCAGCCCGCUGUAGCAGCUGGUGCAAAUCCGAAUCAACAGCCGCGGGCACCCCUUCAAAGAGGCCGGAAUGGAGCUUUUCGUGAUACUGACCAUGUCGGGGAACAAACCAGUGUCGGACCUUCAUCGAAGUCGAACAACGGAGUUGCUGGUGGGAAUAAAAACGCGAAUCAGUCCAACGUUUCUGCUCCUGGUGCAGCGAAUCAUGUUGUCUCCGCGACCUCGACCUUCCCACAGAUGAGUAAAAAAGCAAGCAGCUUUUCCGAUUUUGUGAAAAUCCGUGCCUCUUCCGGCGCGGGUGGACCGUCGCCCCGUGGUGGAGCAAAUCCACUAGCGAGUACUAGCGGCACAACUAGUGUCGGUAUUAAUAACCCAGGAAGUUCCUUCUCGACGUUUCCUUCUUUUGGCAAGACCACAAACGCGCCGAGCGGGGGUGGAGGACAGAUGAACAAGAAUGCGAAUGCGCAUGGAGUGAUGAACCAAAACCAGUCGAACAACAGGCAAGGUCAACAACAAAAGCAGAACCAUCCGAACCAGAACCACGACACCCAGCAGCAGCAAAACAGGAGUCCGAAGCCUCCGAACAACCAAAUCGGCCAGAACAACCAAGUUCCUGGCAAUGCCACAGGGAAGAAGAAACGCAGGGGCGGCGAGAACAGAAAUAACCGGAAUCAACAUCAUGACCGUGAAGAGAUAAAUAAAAACUCGUCCAAUCACCCUGCAAGUGCAAGAACCGGGGGACAAAACUACAACGAUAGUACCAACAAGCAGCAGAACCACAAAAAUCGUGGAGACCAGCAUCACAGCAACCAGAAUGCCCGGGGAGGUCCUGGCGGGAAGGAUCAGAACCGAGGUGGCGGUCAGAAUAAUCAGCAGCGGAGACGGUAGGAAUAUCAAUAAAAUAUGACGGGAGAGGAACCACUUUUCUUUAGCUGCGUUUCUUCCGCUCAUCGCCCGAGGUGCUGUCCGAGCUGGAAAACGAGACACAAUUUGGCGGUCAGGAUACUAGCACGAGUGGUUUCUGAAUCAGAAGGUUUUGACGUAUAAAAAAGAUGAAAAUUGUGGCACGUAGAUGAAACUUUUCAGACAAGAUAGCUCACACACUCAGACUCUAAAAUCUCUUCGGGACAGCACUUCUUCUUAUUCAUCAAUAACCUUCUCCGCGGGCACGAGGCUGC